Molecule: messenger RNA, 1596 nt
Organism: Penicilliopsis zonata CBS 506.65
Lineage: Eukaryota; Fungi; Ascomycota; Eurotiomycetes; Eurotiales; Aspergillaceae
Exons: 8
Coding region: 1-1596 (531 amino acids)
Biological process (GO): autophagy of mitochondrion; protein lipidation; protein localization to phagophore assembly site
Cellular component (GO): cytosol; extrinsic component of membrane; phagophore assembly site membrane
Molecular function (GO): phosphatidylinositol-3,5-bisphosphate binding; protein binding; phosphatidylinositol-3-phosphate binding
Source: RefSeq, a predicted model, not a curated record
AUGGUGGGCGACCGGGGGAGGAAGAAGGCGGAGGAAAAAGAGGUCGAGUGCAAAAGAGAGAGUGAGAAAGAGCACACUGGCAAGAGGUGCAAAGUUGAUUCGAGGCGCGAGGGUCAACAAACGAACGGCGGAGGAAAGGUGAGGAAGUGGGAGCUGGAGAAGGGGGCAGCAGCGGAUGCUCGUCUUCACUUUUCCCCUUCGGUAUUGCUGGGCCCCCCUUUCUACGUGCAGAUGGCCAAUAAAUCCUUCAAUAGCGUCUGGAUGCUGGCAGCGGAUCUCCCGGCCCGUGUCGUCCUUUACGUGCAAGAUGCACAGGGAGUCGAUUUUAACCUGAUGCCAGCGUUGCUUCGCUUCGAAAGUCUGGGGUUUUCGUCAGCGCUCACGGCCUGGGUUGUGAUCCAGCCGGGGACUACCAGUGGAAGAUCAGAGCUUCUUUUCAAGGGGUUUAUCGCCAUGAAUACUCGACAAGUUAUUGAUGAAUCGGUUGGGCCGUAUUCGUUAUCGGCCAACUUCAACCAUGAUAGCAGCUGCUUCUCUGUAGGCUUGGAUACGGGUCGCUUCGAUGAAGUCUUUAGUGCGGAUCCAUGUGAGCUCAAGGUGUCCAGAGACUUCAAUGCUGGGAUCGGAGUGGUCGAGAUGCUCGGCCAGUCGAAUUACCUUGCCAUAGUAGGAGGCGGGAAACAGCCCAAAUUCCCUCAGAACAAGCUCGUCAUCUGGGAUGACGCAAAGCAGAAGGCAGUCAUCACUCUCGAAUUUCGCACGUCUGUCCUCGGAGUCCGGUUGUCCAAGUCGCGUAUCGUGGUCACCCUGCUCAACAGCAUCCACAUAUUUGCUUUCACCAAUCCGCCGCAAAAACUCUCCGUGUUCGAGACCUCAGAUAACCCAUUGGGACUGGCAUGUUUGGGGCAGAAGCUUCUAGCCUUCCCCGGCAGAUCGCCGGGACAGGUCCAGCUGGUUGAGCUGGAGACCGGCAAUGUUAGCAUCAUCCCGGCCCACAGCACGCCAUUACGAGCGAUGACAUUGAGCCCUGAUGGGGAGGUACUGGCCACUGCAAGCGAAGCGGGCACCCUGGUCCGAGUAUACUCGACGAGUAACUGCGCGAAGAUUGCCGAGCUCCGCCGGGGCGUGGACCAUGCCGUCAUCUUCUCGCUCGCCAUCUCGCCGUCUAAUGCCUUACUGGCAGUGACGUCGGACAAGUCGACGUUGCAUAUCUUCGAUCUCCCCCAUCCCCGUGCGCUGUCCCGCCGUAGCCAGUCGCCGUCCCCGGCUUCCGACGAGGUCACAAACCAGAAAUGGGGCAUCCUUGGAAAGAUCCCCUUGCUGCCCCGCGUUUUCUCCGACAUCUACUCAUUUGCCAGCGCACACUUUGAAAUGGGCGACGAGACACCGCCUGGCUCCCACUAUGCAUCACCGCCCUUGGGGUCCUCGCUAGCAAGGUCGCCCAAGGGCGUGAUCGGCUGGUUGGAUGAACGCACAAUCGUCGUCAUCGGCUCUGGACGGGAAGGUCGCUGGGAGAAAUUUGUCCUCCGCGACGGGGAUGAUGGACGGAGACAUUGCAUUAGAGAAGGCUGGAAGCGAUAUCUAGGCGGCGGCUGA